AUGGUUCGUCUCGCAAGCAUCGGGCACAGCCUGGUGCUGCUUGCCGCCCUCGCCGCCUGCGUCCAGCUGGGCGCUGCGGACUCGCACACCGCGCUGGCGCGGGCGCGUGGCAGAAUCGAGAGCGUCACUGGCAACAUCGUCGACACGCUCGCGCCGCUGGCCGAGAGGCUCGAGUCGCUCGAGGGAGAGCUUCCCGGCGGGGGACGUCGUCUGCGCAUGAUGGCGGAGGCCCCGAUGAUGGAGCAGGCUCCCGACAUGGGGAGCAUCCUGAUCUCCGAACCGGCCGAGGACCCCGUGCUCGAGCUCGUCGACGAGGCGCCGUGCAGGACCGUCGCCGACGUGGCCAUGGAGUACCCCGUGCUGCUGGCCGCGGUCCAGCGGGCGGGCCUCGCCGAGACCCUCGCGGACCCGGAGCUGGAGGCUACGGUCUUCGUUCCGACCGACGAGGCGUUCGCGGCGCUGCUGGAGGCCAAGGGCCUCGCGCAGGAAGACCUCCUCGCGAGCGAGAACCUCGCGGACAUUCUCAAGUACCACGUCAUCGCCGGCGUGGCGGCGAAGGCCGAGGACCUCUCGAUGGGGCAGAUGCUGGCGUCACUGCAGGGCGGCGAGCUUGCCGUCAUGUUGGGCGAGGACGGCGGCGUGACGCUGGACGGAGCCGCCUCGGACGCCCUGGUCACGGUCGCCAACGUCGCGGCCUGCAAGGCGAUCGUCCACGUCGUGGACACGGUGCUCCUGCCGUUCGAGCUCUGA
This is a messenger RNA of Pedinophyceae sp. YPF-701, 750 nucleotides long. The record is from the annotation of a GenBank genome assembly. Lineage: Eukaryota; Viridiplantae; Chlorophyta; Pedinophyceae.